ACUUAUGAAUAUUUAGACAACGUGUAUCGUCUUCGAACGAGUACAAGGAUAUAUGUGAUUUGCUUGCGUAGCAAAUCACACUGCACCUACGUAAAAGCUGUGAGGUCUGGAUGUCGAAACGCAAAAGUGAUAUGGAAACAGCAGCUAUACUCAGCAAUAUCCAGUAGCUAUUCCAGCCCCCUCGAGCUACCAGCAGCAAAAAGCUGCUUUCUUUGAGAGGAUAUAUGAGGUAGGUGGUACUUGUAUCAAAGUAAAACUUGCGCACUGUGGUAGAAUUUAAUGUCAUAUUGUAUGUUUAUUCGAUAUAAUCUUCAGUAAGUAUCACUGUGGUACAUCGAAUUCAUAUAAUAUGCAAGGCUGUGGUUAUAUCUAUCAACAGUCUUUAAAUAUGACAAACGCUGUGUGGAGCACUUCGAGACGGAAAUCAGUCAGACUGCAGCAACUUCAACCUCAAUCUCUUAUGCUUCAUGAUAGGAUAACAUUAAGCCACUUACGAAGCGACAACAUACGGGUUACUCAGGUUGGAUUUAAUGGGUAAGCAGCUAGUGUCCUCAAUUAAGAUAUGUAUUUUGCAUCGAGCGGACUCGAAACGGUUUUGCCAGGUCAGUUGCAUUAUGUUUUUGCACUCACUGUUCGUAGAUGAACAGUUGAAAAUAUUUGAAAAGUUCAUGUAUUUUGCUAGCUAUGUUGAUUCUUGUAAAUGUUUGACUGAUAAGUUUUUCAACCGUAUACGGAAAGGUAGAUUGGCGUAUUCCUCUAAAUAUAAAGUGGUGUUUUCGACAGUAAGUUAUCUACAUAAGACUUGACUGCAAGAUUGUAUAAUAAUAUAACUCAACUCAGAACUUGUUUAUGUACUAGGCUAUGAGCUAUGCUUAUGUAAAAGCUUAUGAUACUACCAGUUUACCCACGCCGAAACUAACGAUUAGAUAAGUGGACAGUUAUUCAAUAAGCUUGUGAAAGCUGACUGUGAUGUUUAUGCGUUCGAUAACUAGUUAGUGACUUAAUUGCUUAAGUAUGAAUAAUAGCUAAGUAGAAUGGUGUCUCUCCAUUUACUCAAAGUUUUUAUACUUAAGGAGUUGACAUUUGUGAUCGUUUUCUGAAAUUUUGUUCCGACAACCGCUUUUACCCUACCAGCCUUAACCUGAAAUAAAUCGUUAGGCAAAGCAACCUUAAACUUCAACCAAGUAGUAGGUAGAUAAAUAAUUUUUCUAUUAGCAACUGCUAGAAAAUAUUAGUGAAAAUUUGUAGUCACUUCUGGUUUACGUGUUUAGACUGAUCGCGUGUUAGUUCAAACAUAUGUAUUUCAGAGUGCUCAAAAGGCAUAUAACUGAAGAGUCCCUCCAUUCCGGUUGAAGCAAUUGUGUUUUGAAGAGGUAAUGAGCCAGGCAGUUGUCAAAGUAAGAUUAUCUGGGAUUGCUUUUAUUAUGCUAAAAAAAAGUCGGUGAAGAAACAUGGUCUUCAGUAAUUAAGGCGUCUUGUGUGUAUCUAAGUGUUAAUCAUACAUAUUGUCUGAUAAGUAAGCAUGCCAUCUGACUCCUCGCUUCACAUUAGGUAAGAUAGUGUUUGAACCGGUUUCCUACUUGGUAUAUGAACUCUUGAACAAUAACCUUAGGCUUCGCAGUCGAGGGUCAUUACUAGAACUAUAUACCGAAAAUUAAUGUUUAUGAUAGGCUUAGCUGUCAAUAUUUAAAGCUGUUCACUUCUAGAUAUUUUCGAAAUGAAAUUCUAAAUGUUUUAAACUGUGAAUUCUCAGGUUCUGGUCACAAUUCAUCAACUACGUUUGGGUAUCCUUCAUGUGUUACUUUACGUCUUAUAUUCUGACAAUAGUGAGUGUAAUGUUAUUUUGUUCUAAAAGCAGUGCUACCAUGUGUUUUUCAGUUUCAGUAGUCUGAAUUUUAUCGUUAUGAACUGACAUGUGAUCAUUAACAGUGAGAUUUUUAGUAUUAUCCCCUGUGAUAUACAGACUUCUGUUACUUACGUGUGCCAAUACUCCGAAGUCAUGUUGAGAUUGCUGUAUAUAUAUAUAUCCAAGGUACUAUUAGAAUUAAAUGCGUGUAGGCUAGAUAAAUUAAGCAGGAAAUUAUUGUAGAAGCUGGCACAGAAGUACAUCGGUUUAAGUAAGCAUACUUCACAGCAGCAUGCAACAAAGAGGUGGGUAGAAAAAGUGAUAUGGUAGAAAAGUGUUUAUGUGAAGAGGGUGAGCACAAACCAUUCUUUAUGCUACUUAUGAUUUUAAGAAAUGUUAUUCCCUUAGUUCACAUGCUAUGUUACUAACAGUGUUUAACUCAAAUUAUCGGUCCAUGUCUAGAUCAAAUUAUCAUGCACCACUGCCCACCGAAAAUUUAAUGCAUGAUCAAAGGGAUAUACCUUUAAUUCACACCUGAAUGAUAAAGCGUAAUAGGACAUUUAUUUACAUAGUCACUAACUUAUCAGAUAACAAUUUUGAAGAUUUCUGCUAAAUUGGCAUGAUUUUCUUCAUAUGUAUAUUGGCUUUUGUGCUCGAUAAACGAUAAAACUUGUACACAACUACCGCACAGUAUUCAGUAUCAUAUGUUCGGGGUGUGGUGAUUUUCUUUGUAGCAUUAUCAUGUGAUAGCGUGAAUUUUAUUGCAACAGAAUAUUGCAGAAUUGAAGGAUAUUAUCCACAACCGUGUAUCAGGUUUGGAAAGCUGUAAACUAACGUAAUUAAUAGUUUUAAAUUCACCAGUUUUAUAAUGUCUCUUACUUUAUAUUGGAUUUGAAUUUAAUAAUGUAUUUUUUGAUUGGGUAAGUCUUGGUUAUCCCACUUUUAUUCAUUCCAGCAACAUUUUUAGCUUUCUGCUUUUUAUUACGAAAUGGCAACUUGGGAUGAAGUUCGAGAACUUGCCAAUAAGCUCAAAAAAACACAGGAUCAAUCUAAUAUCUGUAGACUUUCUGACAGAACAUGGGUUGAUGUUAUCCGACACUUGAUUUCUGUAAACAGAUUAAAAUUGGUUUUCUCAAACGAUGGACGAUCAUAUUUAACUCGAAACGAACUUGAUAAGGAGAUACGUGAUGAAGUUGAAGCACACUCUGGCAGAAUAUCUCUUACUGAGCUAGCAUCAAAUCUUGAUGUGGAUUUCGAAAUAAUUGAAUCAAGAGUUAUUGAGUUGAUAGCUCUGGAUGCACAAAGCAAAUCCCCAUGUCGUUUAAUCAGUAUACCUAGUGAAGUUGUCAACAGUUCAUAUGUACGACGUGUAGCUCAUGAGAUUUUGGAUAGACUAGAAGAACAAGGUCAGACAAGUAUUGGUGAACUAACAACUAUAUUUGGUUUACCCACGACAUUCAUAUCAAAUAUUAUGCAAGAAUAUCAAAGUACUUUAUUUCGUGUGCAUAAAUAUGGAGAAAAGUACUUUACAGAUACGUUUCUCAACGCUACAAAGGCGAAAAUUCGUGGUUAUUUCACUGGUGUUAUUCGUCCUGUUACUUUAAAUUCAGUUGCUUCAAAACUUCAAGUACCUGAGAACUUAAUGAGCAGUACCGUCUCAAGUCUAAUAAGUACUGGUCGAUUGUGUGGUAGUCUCAUUGCAGGUCGCAGUACAUUUGUUCCGCAAUGUUAUACUCAUGCUGAAGACUCAUAUAUUAACUCAUUCUACGAUCAAAAUGGAUAUGUUGAAUGGAAUUACCUAAAGCGAUUCAAAAUUAUGGAUCCGGGUUCGUAUUUAAAGACUAAAAUCUCAAAUGCUGUACAUCUCCAAGGUCUUACAGUUAAUGCCUUAAUCGUUGAUCAGUUGAAAGCGCUCAUUGCUGGCGUAGUCCAUGAUGUAUCUUGGGUAGACUUAUCCCACUACGUUCCAAGUGGGUUAGAUUCAGCUGAAAGGUUGGCGCUUAUUAAUCCAUUGUUGAAAAAUCUUCCUGUCAAGUUGAUUGAUAGCACAUAUGUAAUUUCUGAUAAAUUUAUUGAAGGGUGUAUGUCUUUUCUCGAAGCAUAUUUGAAGAAAAAAGCUCAAACUGCCUUCCAUUGUGAACGUCAUGCGCUUCUAUCAAAUCCAGUACAACAACAAUCUGUAGAAGUUAAUACAACUUUAAAACAAGGUGUGUCGUCCUCGAAAGGUGGAUUUGGUUUUGGUGCACGCGAAAUUAAAACAAAAAAUGUGAAGAAAAAGUAUAAUCCAAGUAAACGUAAAACUAGUCAUCUAUCAACAAAUAAUGACGCAGAAGAUGAUACCCUCAGUGGUUCCGGUGACCCACAAUCGUUACUUAAAGAUAUCUUUACUCGUUAUAUCCUGAUAGACGAAGUCAAAAGUAUUUUAUCAUCACAGUUGCCAAGUGAUGUACCAGAUGAAGUCAUCGAUCAGAUUGCUGACCUUAUGGAACCUUCUCUACUGCAAUCAUUCACACGUUAUAUCAAUUCUUUGUUAUCACCCAAUUCAGAUACUAGUUUCGACCGUGAACAAAAAAUCCAAACACAGGAUGUGAUCAACAGUAUGCUUCUCAGUGUACAGUUGUUGGAGAGAGGAAUUUCAUCGAUAACUUGUGCAUCUCUGAAACACCAGUUACUAAUACAUCUUCUGAAGAACCAUGGUUUACUUAUUCUUAGGCGAAUUUGUGAUUAUAUCGUCCAUGAAUUUGGAAUCGCAUGGCCCGAAUCGACAACCCCUCGUAAGGCUGAUCAUUUGAAUUCACAGUCUUCUCAUCCAGAUAACGCCGCUGGGCCGAGUACUAUUGAACCUUUGAGCAUUGAGUCAUUUCAUCGUUUGAACGAUCUGUUAAAACGCACUGGUUUGCAGGAUGCAACUCUGUUGAGUACUGCAAUACAACAGGUUCUUGAUAGUUUAAAAGUUGGUCAAGAUAGUCCCAAGUCUCUUAGUACCUUUUAUACUUCAUUGGAAAACCUAUCAGUGAACAACCUCGGUUUAACUAUUCCUGCAUUUCAUUCAUCUGACAACAAACGUGAACGAGAUGAACGACUUAAAGCAAAUGAAUUAGCUGUUCAAGUUGAAAUACAACUAAAAGAGUCUGUACGCAGUGCUAGUAGUUGUGAUGAUCUACUGAAAGCAGCAACAACUGCAACUUUAGCUGCUACCUGUUUAUUUGCUCAAAUAAUUAUUGGUUGGCCAGUGAUAGCACCUGGAAAAUGUGUGCCUGAAUUAAUUGAAUGGUUAUUUGAAGCUUUACAGCCAAAGGACGAGUCUCAAGUUACGAGUGGGAGUAAAUCGAAUUCUCAUACAGCAGCUUUGAGAAUAUUACAGUCUUCAACUGUUUUAGACGAUUUGAACAAGGUGGCUGUAUAUAUUUCAGAGAAAGUGCGUUCUGGUAAUACUUCGGAAGAUGAGUCCAAUAUUCAUACCUAUCUGAAAAAUAUGUUAGAAGUAGGCAGUCAGUGUAGAAAACAAUUGUAUCUUUGAAAUGCUAAAGGUUUUUUUUCAAUUUUUUAAUGCUCUUCUUUGAUUGUCAGUUUUUUUCUAAUUGGUGUGAUGUUUGUUUAUUGAACAUAAAUCCAUUAAGUGUUUUUUCUGCCUAAUUUCUUCUGUUAAUUUCUUGGUUGUUGAUGUUUCGUCAGCCAUUUUUAUAGCUAUUCAGUGUUUUGGCUAUGAAUUGAUUGUAUAAUCAAGUUAUGUGAUGAAUAUACAUACAAACUAUUAGUCACCUUUUCGGUUUUCAUUUCCCUAAGUGUUUUUAUAUGCUGUAGACACUAAGCAAAUACCCUUUAGUCUAGCCCUGUUGCUUACAAACUAACAGAUCGGUUGUCGUUCUUGCAUGUCAUAAUAUUAGGAAAGAGGAUACUGGAACUUACUUCAUGUGGCACUGUCUGAGCGGUUAGAGUCCUUCAAUGUUUUCUUCCCUCUAUGGUUUUCUAGAAUAUAUUUAUUUUUACAUAC
Messenger RNA from Heterobilharzia americana, 5840 nucleotides. The record is from the annotation of a GenBank genome assembly. NCBI's taxonomy places the organism in Eukaryota, Metazoa, Platyhelminthes, Trematoda, Strigeidida, Schistosomatidae.